AUGAAGAAGAAGCAGAAGAUUAGAGCCUCUUCCUCCACGCCCACACCAUUCGUUGAACUGAAAUCAAUAAUCCUAUCGCACAGCCAAUUCUUCGACCAUUUAGUUGAAUUGAUUCCGGCUAAAUUUUACCUCUCAAUCGACGACGCAGAGUCCAAGCCCUGGUACCAGGGUCUCUCCAAAGCAGCCAAAGCCUCUUUGAAACAACAAUCUAGGCAAAACCUUAAACUCGCCCGCCGCAACCGCCUUGACCCGGAGAACAAGUCGUCAUCCUCCACCCUCCACCUUCUCCAACAACAAAUUAACAAAAUACCGGAACCCGACCCAGAUGAACUGAAUCAGAAGGGUAGUUUUGGUGAUUUGGAAGAGGAUGGUGACGGGGGGGAGGCUCGGGUUAAGUCUACUGAUUUGGAGGAGGGAAUUGGGAAUGUAAAUAGGAAUGAGUCUGUUACUUACGAAGAGUUGCGGCAGAAAUUGCGGAAAAAGAUUGAUUUGUUGCGUGGCAAUCGGGGAGAGGGUGGAGGAAAAAGGGUCGAUGAUAAGAAGAGGAAGAGGGGUGAGAAUGAUGGAGAGGAGAGUAGCAAAGUGGUGAAUGUGGAUGUGAAUGAGGGGGAAGAUGGAGAGGAGAUUAUUGAAUAUGGGAAAGUUAAGUUAGGGGAUGAAGAGGAGAGGAAGAAUAAGAAAACGAAGAAGAAUAAAAUGUCGAAGGUGAAGGAGUUGGAGAAGGUGAAGAGGUUGCAGGAGGUGAAAAGGGAGAACAUGGGUGUGGCCGAGAGGGAGUCUUGGAAGGCAGCAACCAGCCGAGCAAUGGGGGUGAAGGUGCAUGAUGAUGCAAGAAUGAUCAAGGAGAGCAUGAAGAAAGAGAAGAGGAAGAAGGAGAAGAAUGCAGAGAAGUGGAAGGAGAGGGUGGAGUCACAAGAGAAGAUGAAGAAGGAGAGACAACAAAAGAGGAAAGAUAAUAUCAUGGGGAGGAUUAAGGAGAAGAAGAUGAGGAAGAUUGCCAAGCGCGAGAAGAAGUUGAUGAGGCCCGGGUUUGAGGGACGAAAGGAUGGUUACAUUACUACUCAAGAUUGA
Fraxinus pennsylvanica is the source of this 1071-nucleotide messenger RNA. The record is from the annotation of a GenBank genome assembly. Lineage: Eukaryota; Viridiplantae; Streptophyta; Magnoliopsida; Lamiales; Oleaceae.